Trichomycterus rosablanca is the source of this 2362-nucleotide messenger RNA. It is a transcript of the gene slc26a4, whose product is annotated as solute carrier family 26 member 4. The coding region runs from base 1 to 2325 and encodes 774 amino acids. Gene Ontology annotation, cellular component: plasma membrane. The record is from RefSeq and is a predicted model, not a curated record. Gene Ontology annotation, molecular function: oxalate transmembrane transporter activity; chloride transmembrane transporter activity; secondary active sulfate transmembrane transporter activity. The transcript has 20 exons. Lineage: Eukaryota; Metazoa; Chordata; Actinopteri; Siluriformes; Trichomycteridae. Gene Ontology annotation, biological process: transmembrane transport.
AUGGAUGCCCAGAACCAAUACUACGUGUCUCGGCCUAUUUACUCCACACGUGCCUUCGAACAUGCCAAUGAAAAGAAACCCAGAGUGGCCAAGAGCUUUAGGGAAAGGCUCAGUAAUUCCUGCAGUUGCUCUGCUAAAUGUGUUUCACGGACGAUUAAGAAGUUUUUCCCGAUCCUUGAAUGGCUCCCAGCAUAUCAGAUCAGGGCCUGGCUUCCUGGUGACAUCGUAGCAGGAAUCACUACAGGAAUGGUGUGCGCUCUGCAGGGCUUGGCCUACUCACUGCUGGUGAAUGUCGGUCCAGUGUAUGGACUUUAUGCUGCUUUCUUCCCAAUACUUACCUACUUUAUUAUGGGCACAUCUAGACAUCUCUCUGUAGGUCCAUUUCCAGUUACCUGUCUGAUGGUGGGUUCAGUGGUGUUUUCUCUUACACCUAAUGAGAAGUUCCUAAUACCAUCCAAUACGACUGUGAAUGGCACAGCACUGAUGGUGGUGGAUAUACCAGCCAGGGAUGCCAUGAGACUUUCAAUAGCCACUUCUAUGACUGUCUUAAUUGGUAUUUUUCAGUUGUGCAUGGGUGCGGUCCAGGUGGGCUUCCUGGUUCGAUAUCUGUCUGACCCGCUGGUAGGAGGUUUUACCACAGCAGCUGCUUUUCAGGUUGUCGUCUCCCAGCUCAAACUCAUCUUUAACAUUGCAACCAAUAACUACAGUGGUCCCCUGGCUUUUUUCUAUACUAUUGGAGACAUAUUUAAAAACAUAAAACAAACCAACAUGGUGGACCUGAUCGCUGGCAUACUGACCAUCAUUGUUGUAAUGCUUGUAAAGGAGUUCAAUGCCAAAUAUCAAAAGAAGAUGCCAGUUCCUAUUCCCAUCGAAGUGGUAGUGACAAUUAUCGAUGCAGGAGUUUCAUAUGCACUGGACCUUAGCACCCAUUAUAAUUCUGGAAUUAUUCGCACCAUCCCAAGAGGGUUUCUUCCUCCUAGGCCUCCAGAUGCAUCACUUUUCAGCAGCUUUGUGGGUCCAAGCUUUUCCACAUCAGUGGUGACUUAUGCUAUAGCGAUAUCUGUGGCUAAAGUCUUUGCCGCAAAACAUGACCUUGUCGUUGAUGGCAAUCAGGAACUGAUAGCGUUUGGGAUCAGCAACAUUUUCUGUGGCUGUUUCUCAGGCUUUGUUACCACAACUGCACUCUCACGUACUGCAAUCCAAGAGAGCACAGGCGGCAAAACUCAGAUAGCAGGGAUAAUCUCAGCUCUGAUGGUGCUGAUAGUGAUCGUAGCUGUUGGUCCUCUGCUCCAGCCUCUUCAAAAGUCAGUGCUGGGAGGCCUUGUCGUUGCUAACCUGAAAGGCAUGUUUAUGCAAUUGCAAGAUGUGCCAAUACUCUGGAGGAAAAACAAGACCGACUGUUUAAUUUGGGUUUUUACAUUCGCCGCCUGUAUAUUUCUGGAGUUGGAUCUUGGUUUACUGACAGGCGUGGUGUUCCAGCUGGGUACUGUGGUGGUCAGAACACAGUUCCCGACCUGCUCAGCACAAGGAAAUAUACCCAGCACAGACAUCUACAAGAACAUGAAGGACUAUAAAAAUAUUUUGGAGUGUCCUGGAACAAAGAUUUUCAAAUGCACUGCACCCAUAUAUUUUGCUAAUAUUGAAUUCCUUAAAGACCGGAUCAAGCAUAUAGUGGGAUUUGAUGCUGUGCGAGUGUUCAAGAAAAGAAACAAGGCAUUAAAGAGAAUUCACACAAUGAUUAAAAAGGGGAAAUUAAAGGUCACUAAGGACGGUUUGGUACCAGUGGAGCCUCUUGGAGUGGAUAAUCAGGCGUUUGAGGCUGAACCAGCGCCCAAUCAGGAGGAUGGAGUUUCGCAGGCAGAUGCCGCCCAAAACACUAAAGAUAUUGAGCUGCAGGUGGACUGGAGCGCUGCACUGCCUGGUGACAUGAAUGUCCCCAAAGUGGACAUCCACAGCUUUGUGAUGGACUUCAGUGCUGUAUCGUUCCUGGAUGUGAUGGCUGCAAAAUCCCUCAAACUGAUCAUAAAGGAAUUUUUACGCAUUGGGGUCAACGUCUAUAUUGCCGGUUGUGAUGAUGAGAUUGUUCUGAAAAUGGAGUCAAUGGGAUUUUUUGAUGAAAUGGUGAACAGAGGCAUGCUCUUCCUCUCUGUACAUGAUGCUAUUCUCUACAUUAAGAUGGAAACUGGCAGUGACAUAGAUGACCCAAUGGCAGAGAAGAUCUCACAGCUGGUGGAUGACAAAAUGCCACCACCUUUCACUGAUGAUGAAGACUCGAUUGAGACCUACGACAAUCAACGCAUGGCUAUCCAUGGACUCUCAAACUAAGCACAAGAACAAGAUAUUCCUAAUGAGAGUACACAGG